AUGGCCCAAGAUAUAUGUAUCCGGAACACGGCUGGACCGGCGAAAGGACAAGCCGUAGCUCUCCGAGUGAGCGCUGAAGCGGUAGUCAUUCACCGUUGUCGAAUUGAGGCGUAUCAAGAUUCAUUGUAUGCUCAUUGGGGCAAGCAAUUUUAUAGUGAGUGCUAUAUCACUGGCACCGUAGACUUCAUAUGUGGACAUGCAACGGCAGUGUUUCAACAUUGUCAAAUUGAAGCACGGAAGCCGAAGUUUGGACAAAGCAAUGUGAUAACAGCCCAUUCACGUACCAACCCAAGUGAUAAAUCAGGGUUUUCAAUCCAAAAAUGCAACAUAACAGCAAGUUCCGAACUCGCGCCGGUUAGAGGAACUAUAAAGACCUAUCUUGGACGACCAUGGGGAAACUUCUCUAGAGUGAUAUUUCUAGAAUCGUUCAUGGAUGCUCUGAUUGAUCCAGCGGGUUAUAUUCCGUGGAACAAGAGCGAUAUCGAAACUUUAUCUACCUUAUCCUACAUCGAGUACAAGAACAAAGGUCUAGGAGCGGUUACAACCAAUAGAGUCCAGUGGAAAGGAUUUAAAGUUAUGACGGAUCCGAAAGAGGCGAUCAAAUUUACAGUUGGAAAGUUUAUAAAUCAAGAUUUUUGGUUGAAUUCGACUGGAGUCCCGUAUGAAGAUGGUCUCUGA
Messenger RNA from Arabidopsis lyrata subsp. lyrata, 678 nucleotides. RefSeq names its product probable pectinesterase 30. NCBI's taxonomy places the organism in Eukaryota, Viridiplantae, Streptophyta, Magnoliopsida, Brassicales, Brassicaceae. Gene Ontology annotation, molecular function: pectinesterase activity; pectinesterase inhibitor activity. Gene Ontology annotation, biological process: cell wall modification. The record is from RefSeq and is a predicted model, not a curated record. The transcript has a single exon. The coding region runs from base 1 to 678 and encodes 225 amino acids.